Molecule: messenger RNA, 2170 nt
Organism: Cucurbita moschata (crookneck pumpkin)
Lineage: Eukaryota; Viridiplantae; Streptophyta; Magnoliopsida; Cucurbitales; Cucurbitaceae
Product: GDSL esterase/lipase At1g29670-like
Exons: 5
Coding region: 826-1923 (365 amino acids)
Molecular function (GO): hydrolase activity, acting on ester bonds
Source: RefSeq, a predicted model, not a curated record
AAUGAACCGUAGGUAAAUGUGAUUAGUCGUCAAUUUUUCUUACCCUGAGUUAAUAUAGUUUUAUCUAACCACGUGAACAUACAAGAACAUUGAUUACCUUAACCAUGAAUAUAAGUUGAGGUCGUGAGGUGGGAGGGCACGUGAAGGAAAGGUCAAUCGAGUUCAUUUUGAGGCUGUAGAGGUAGUCAUCGAGAUAGUCGAUGUAAUUGGAGUCGUAGACGAGGCCGGGAUCCACCCCCUUGGAGGGCGGAAAUGGCUAAAGGAGUGAAAUUGAAGUAUUUGUAUGGACACGGACAUGGCGAUAUGUUGGUGUCGACAUGUCGGUGAAAUGAGAAAGGCGUAGAUUGUCAAAGGUUGGCAAUUGAUUGGGGAAGUUAAUAGGCAUGGACUCCAACUCCCAAGUCCCAAGCAUUCAAUUUUCUCACCCACUUUGCCUUUAUCCACAUUUAUUCGCUUCGCCACGUCCAAAUUCACAAUCACAUUUGAUUGUCAAAAGCUUUGAAUGGUCAAGACAAGCAGCCACCGGCACCGACAGACGCCCCUCAUCUUACUUGAUAUCAAAACUAUGCCUUUUUCAGUACAUUUCCACCCAUACCCAACUGGACCAGUUGCACAAGUGCUUCAUAUAAACAUAAAGAUUUUGGCUUCGCACUCUAAUUAAAUGCCCAACUCUUAGUCUUCGUUUCCUCAACUGUAAAACCCAUUCCUAAUUGGAGUUGAACACCCCCUUCUAUUUAAACACUAUUCUGCACCUUUUCAACCUCACUUCCACGUCAACCUUCCCAAACAAUCAAGCUUACCAGUCUUGUUUGUGCAAGAGUGGCCAUGGGCGGCAAGGUUGUAAGGAAUCAGCUAUGGGGUAUGCUUGUUGCGGUGCUUGCAUUCUGGUGCUGCACCGCCCAGCAACAACCCCAAGUUCCUUGCUACUUCAUUUUUGGCGACUCUUUGGUUGAUAAUGGCAAUAACAAUCGCCUUUCUUCUCUGGCUCGCGCCAAUUACCUCCCUUAUGGCAUCGACUUUCCCCAAGGCACUACUGGAAGAUUCUCCAAUGGCAAAACCACCGUCGAUGUCAUUGCGGAGUUAUUGGGAUUCAAUACCUACAUCCCUCCCUAUUCCAACACCAGAGGCCGAGACAUACUUAGAGGAGUGAACUAUGCGUCUGCAGCGGCUGGAAUAAGAGAGGAAACUGGCCAGCAGUUGGGGGCUCGGAUAAGCUUCAGUGGGCAAGUGAGAAAUCACCAAAACACUGUUAGACAGAUAGUCAACAUUCUUGGUGAUCAAAAUGCGGCUGCUGAUUACUUGAACAAGUGUAUAUAUUCUGUUGGAUUGGGUAGCAAUGAUUACCUUAACAACUAUUUCAUGCCCCAAAUCUACUCGUCGAGUCGUCAAUAUACCCCCGAUCAAUACGCUCAAAUCCUCAUUCAACAGUAUACUCAACAAUUAUCGAUAAUGUACAACAAUGGGGCAAGGAAGUUUGUGCUAUUUGGAGUUGGCCAAAUUGGGUGCAGUCCAAAUGCACUGGCGAAUAGCCCUGAUGGGAGAACCUGUAACCAAAGGUACAACUUUGCGAAUCAGUUGUUCAACAACCGGCUGAAAGGGCUUGUGGAUCAACUCAAUAGAGACCAGCCUGAUGCGAGAUUCAUCUACAUUGACUCUUAUGGGAUUUUCCAAGAUAUCAUAAACAGCCCUUCAUCUUUUGGGUUUAGUGUUACAAAUGCUGGGUGCUGUGGGAUUGGGAGGAACAAUGGCCAAAUAACAUGUUUGCCUUUCCAAACCCCAUGUCCUAACAGAAAAGAUCAUCUAUUUUGGGAUGCCUUUCAUCCAACUGAGGCUGGCAACACCAUUGUUGGAAGAAGAGCUUACAGCGCUCAACGUCCCUCCGACGCCUACCCAAUCGACAUUCGUCGACUCGCUCAACUCUAGUUUAAAUCCGACCGAUCGGACUUGUUGAGUUUAUGCAUAAGUUGUUGGAAGAGUUCUAAUGUCCCUUUAAUUGUUUACGUUUUGGUGGUGUGUGCCAUUCUUCUCAAGAACAUGGCAUGCUUGCUCUCAAUUUAUGGCUCGUGUUUGUGUUAGACGUUUGAGAUUUAACUAAAUCUCUCAUGAUGUACCCUAAAGCAAAUCAAUCAAAUCAAUCAAUGAAAACCUAAUAUGUUAGAAACGAUCAGUU